Molecule: messenger RNA, 1501 nt
Organism: Bactrocera oleae (olive fruit fly)
Lineage: Eukaryota; Metazoa; Arthropoda; Insecta; Diptera; Tephritidae
Product: CLIP domain-containing serine protease B4
Biological process (GO): proteolysis
Molecular function (GO): serine-type endopeptidase activity
Source: RefSeq, a predicted model, not a curated record
GCCGAUUAGUUAGGUCGAGGCCGCUGCCAAAAGUAGUCGUAAAUUGCGGUAGUGAAUUUCUUGAUUAAUUUGUUCAUGGCGUUCAAGAAAUAUUUUGGGUUUUUGUUAAGCUUGUGCUGUGUGCAUUGCUUCAAUAAAAUUGUUGCCAACGCUGGUAAUGAUUGCCAGACUAAAAGUGGCCAGUCUGGAAAAUGUAUACCGAUACUUAAUUGCAGUUCCUUAGUUGAACUAUCUGUAAAGGUGUCCAGAACAGAAAUGGAAACAGCACUUUUAAAAUAUAGUUUUUGUAAACUUGAAGAAUUCACUUAUAAAGUAUACUGCCCUCAAAAGGAUUACAUCUCUGCUGCCCUAAAUAAUGAUAAAAUACAGUCUAGGGGUAAUCUACCGACAACUAAGGAAUGCGGGCUCGAUGCCCCCAGCAUAGCAAAUCGUAUCUACGGUGGGGUUAAUACUAUUAAUGGUGAAUAUCCCUGGACUGUAGGGAUUUUUUUCAAAAAUAAAUUAACCUUUCCAGACAAUGAAGAUUUCCUUAUAUGUGCUGGCUCUCUUAUAACCGAAUACUUUGUUAUCACCGCCGCACAUUGUUUUUCUGAUGAAAAGAAAUCAGUACCGGAUUAUUUUGUACGUUUGGGUGCACGUAUAAUAAAUAACCCUAUGCUGGAUAAUGAAAUAGAUGCAAUAAUAAAACAUCCGCAUUAUAGGAAAAAAACCUCAGUUAAUGACGCAGCAUUAUUACAUAUGAAAGUUGGUGUCAAAUACUCUCAAAUUACACCCAUUUGUCUGCCACUCGAUGUGAGUCUACGUGAUAAUAAACGUUACGAGAAACAGCAAGCUAGCAUCAGCGGUUGGGGAAUGACUAAAAAAGACAACUCUGACCCUAGUAGUAUUCAGUUAAAAACGCAUGUUGAGAUAAUACCAGUCGUUCAAAAGGAAAAAUAUUAUUAUUGCAACAAUUUUACAAUAAGUAGCAGCAAAAUGUGCGCCACGGGCAAAGAUCACGAUGCAUGUAAAGCCGAUUCUGGUGGACCGCUUAUGAUCAAAGAAACUUUAAAUGGAAGUACGAAUUGGUAUCUAAUAGGCAUAAGUUUCCUUGAAUAACAAAUGUGGAACUGAUCAAUCUAUUGGCAUUUACUCACGCGUCAAUACUUUUAUUGAUUGGAUAAUACUCACCUUAAAAACAUAUUGUAAGUGAUUCGAACAAAAGUACUGUAACCAAACAAUUUUUUUGCUAUGAAUAAAUAAUUUCAGUGUAAAUUUUAAGAAAUUAUAACAAUUUAUUAAGGAUAAGGCCAAUCUAGAGCCCUAUAAAGGCCUCAUUUUGGCAAUUUAUACUGGAAGCAAAGAGAAAGGAAACGACUUUUGUUUCUUUCAGGCAUUAUUAAACAUGUUUUUGUUUGCAUAUUUUUAUUAUUAAAAUUUUGAUAUAAAAUAGUGGUUACCUUCUCGAAAAGCGCCUUUCGGACGACGUUAAUUCUGGGAAUUCAUGUCAUCUCAAACGGAG